Vigna umbellata (rice bean) is the source of this 2016-nucleotide messenger RNA. Its product is annotated as TCP-1/cpn60 chaperonin family protein. Gene Ontology annotation, biological process: protein folding. Lineage: Eukaryota; Viridiplantae; Streptophyta; Magnoliopsida; Fabales; Fabaceae. Gene Ontology annotation, molecular function: ATP-dependent protein folding chaperone; ATP hydrolysis activity; ATP binding. The record is from RefSeq and is a predicted model, not a curated record.
ACCGCAAAACCCCACUCCCCAAAGUUACUCUGAAAGAACGCAUCUUCAGUCUUUCUUUCUUCUUCCCCCCACACCCUAUUUUUUCAAAUCUAGGGUUUCCUCUGCAUUUAGGGUUUCUUGCUCAGCAAUCUCAAAUGGCGGCAAUCGCAGCUCCCCAAUACCGAUCUUCCAAGACGGAGUCCUACGUCGACAACAAGCGCAAGGAAGACAUUCGCCACGCCAACAUCGUGGCCGCUCGUUCCGUCGCCAACGCUGUGCGCACCAGUCUCGGCCCCAAGGGUAUGGACAAGAUGAUCUCCACCUCGUCAGACGAGGUUAUCAUUACCAACGACGGCGCCACCAUCCUCAACAAGAUGCAGGUCAUCCAGCCCGCAGCCAAGAUGCUCGUCGAGCUCUCCAAGUCGCAGGACUCCGCUGCCGGCGACGGCACUACCACGGUCGUUGUUAUCGCCGGCGCCCUGCUCGAGCAGUGCCUCCUUCUACUCUCCCACGGCAUUCACCCCACCGUCGUCUCCGACUCCCUCCACAAGGCCGCCGUAAAGGCAGUGGAUGUCCUCACCGCCAUGGCUGUCCCCGUGGAGCUCUCAGACCGCGACUCGCUCGUGAAGUCCGCCAGCACCUCUCUCAACAGCAAGGUCGUGAGCCAGUACUCCACGCUUCUCGCGCCCCUCGCCGUCGACGCUGUUCUCUCCGUCGUUGAUGCCGCCAAGCCCGACAUGGUUGACCUCCGCGAUGUCAAGAUCGUGAAAAAGCUUGGCGGCACCGUGGACGACACGGAGCUUGUGAAAGGGCUCGUCUUCGACAAGAAGGUUAGCCACGCGGCGGGGGGACCCACCCGCAUGGAGAACGCCAAGAUCGCCGUCAUCCAGUUCCAGAUAUCGCCACCGAAAACCGACAUCGAACAGAGCAUCGUGGUGAGUGAUUACUCUCAGAUGGAUAGGAUUUUGAAGGAGGAGCGUAGUUAUAUCCUUGGCAUGAUUAAGAAGAUCAAGGCCACUGGUUGUAAUGUGUUGUUGAUUCAGAAGAGUAUUUUGAGGGAUGCUGUUACUGAUUUGUCAUUGCACUACCUUGCAAAAGCUAAGAUUUUAGUGAUUAAGGACGUGGAGAGGGAUGAAAUUGAGUUUAUUACCAAGACCUUGAAUUGCUUGCCCAUUGCUAACAUUGAACAUUUCCGCGCUGAGAAGUUGGGUUAUGCCGAUCUUGUGGAAGAGGUUUCUCUUGGGGACGGGAAGAUUGUGAAGAUUAAUGGUAUUAAGGAGAUGGGGAAGACCACUACGGUGCUCGUUCGUGGGUCUAAUCAACUUGUGCUUGAUGAGGCGGAGCGGAGUUUGCACGAUGCUUUGUGUGUUGUUAGAUGUUUGGUUGCCAAGAGGUUUCUAAUUGCUGGCGGUGGGGCGCCAGAGAUCGAGCUUUCGAGGCAGUUGGGUGCCUGGGCUAAGGUGUUGCAUGGAAUGGAGGGUUACUGUGUGAGGGCAUUUGCUGAGGCACUGGAAGUUAUUCCCUAUACUCUUGCAGAAAAUGCUGGUUUGAACCCCAUUGCCAUUGUUACUGAGCUGAGGAAUCGCCAUGCGCAAGGUGAGAUAAAUGCUGGAAUCAAUGUGAGGAAGGGUCAGAUCACCAAUAUCUUGGAGGAGAAUGUGGUGCAACCCCUGCUUGUGAGCACAAGUGCGAUUACCUUGGCAACUGAGUGUGUGCGGAUGAUUUUGAAGAUUGAUGAUAUUGUAACUGUGCGGUAGAGUUGAUUGAACAAUGAGACAUUUGGUUGGAGAGAAACAGAUUCAUCCAUUAUCUAUUUUGUCUUUCGUGCUUCUAUUUUAUGUUGUUAGUUUAUGUUCUUUCUAGUGACUUUUGGUUAAGGUGUUUUGACUUACAUUAGUUGCUGCUGUUGUUUUACAAUUUUGAAUGUCCUUAUGGAUGCUUGCUCGAGUUAUCCGAUUCAGAAGCCUUUCUUAAUGUGUGUGGGAGUUUAGUUGAUAAUUUUUGUCUGAAUGUCAGUUUCGAUUGUGUUCGUGCUUC